Messenger RNA from Zymoseptoria tritici IPO323, 1434 nucleotides. RefSeq lists its product as uncharacterized. Gene Ontology annotation, biological process: transmembrane transport; carbohydrate transport. Gene Ontology annotation, cellular component: membrane. The record is from RefSeq and is a predicted model, not a curated record. NCBI's taxonomy places the organism in Eukaryota, Fungi, Ascomycota, Dothideomycetes, Mycosphaerellales, Mycosphaerellaceae. The transcript is spliced from 5 exons. The annotation marks the transcript as partial. Gene Ontology annotation, molecular function: carbohydrate:proton symporter activity.
GGCGGCGUCCUCACAAUGAAAGCAUACCAGCGAGACUUCCGAUACCACGACAAAACAACUGUCUCUGCCGUCAUGGUAUCUCUCCAAAACGUCGGCUGUUUCCUCGCUGCUCUAUGCAUCUUCCCAAUCUCUGAGCGCUUUGGCCGAAAGAAGACCAUCCAAGUCGCCUGCAGCAUCUUCGUCACCGGAGUGAUCUUACAGACCAUCCCAUCGCAUUCCUUGCCUUGCUUCUACAUUGGACGGUUCACCGCUGGCCUUGGACUUGGUGGAGUGACUGCUAUCGUUCCCUGCUACAAUGCCGAGCAAGCACCCAAGGAGAUUCGCGGCCGACUUGGCUCAUUCAUGCAGCUUCUCUUCACCGUAGGCGUGAUGAUCUCAUACUGGGUCGACUAUGCUACAGUCAAAACUCUGCCCAUCUCCUCAGCACAAUGGCAGAUCCCCGUCGGAUUGCAAAUGGUCCCGGCUUUUGCUUUGGGUUUCGGACUGUUCUUCCAAAAGGAGAGCACUCGAUGGCUGGCGAAGAAAGGUCGCAACGAAGAAGCAUGGGAAAGCCUGACGUGGAUGCGCGCCGACGAUGGUGCAGAGGUCAAGGCCGAGUUCGAGGAGAUCAAAGCCGGUAUUGCCGAAGAGGCUCGUGCGAGGGAGGGUCUCACGAAUCGGGAACUGCUCGAACCUGCCAAUCGGUACCGUCUUGCCCUGGCGACUGGAGUGUUCAUGGGACAGCAGACCACCGGAAUGACGGCUCUCGCGUAUUUUGGCCCUCAAUUCUUCAAACUGCUAGUCGGAUCCUCCUCCUCGAACCUCCUUCUCAUCACAGGUCUUUUCGGCGUUGAGAAGUUCACCAUGGUCGGAAUCUACCUCCUCUUCUUCAGCGAACGCUGGGGCCGUAAGCCGACACUUUGGAUCUCCGCCCUGGCCAUGUCCGUCUGCUUCGUUAUCGUCGUGGUCAUGAACAAGACCACCGCGAAACCUGUCCCCGGGCACGCUUCUUCUGCUGGCAUCGCCACUGUGGCCAUGAUUUUCUUCACGAACUCGAUCCAUCAGUUCAGUUGGGCACCUGUGCCUUGGCUGUACACAUCUGAGAUAUUUCCUUCACGCAUUCGAGAAGUCGGUGUCGCCUGGGGCGUGGCGACAGGAUGGUUGUUCAACUUCUUGUUCAGCUUGGUCACGCCGUACAUGAUUGCUGCAUGGGGUAUCUACGUCUUCCUCUUCUACAGUGGUCUCCUCGUCAUUAUGGCAGUAUUGAGCUUCAUGUUCCUUAAGGAGACUAAGAAUAAGACCCUGGAAGAGAUGGAAGCUAUAUUCAACAGCAGAGCGGCGUUCGACAACGAGGCUGUGAGGAGGAAAGCACUCGAUAAUAUCAGUGAGGAUCAGGUUGAGGAAGUGCAGGUUCUUGGGAAGAGCUCGGGAUCGCAGCAUGAGGUUGGGAGAUAG